UGAGGUUCCCGUUUUGCCACGUCAGACACACGUGUUAAUUCGACGUCUUUCCCAGAGAUUCUAUCAACGUCCACAAAAACUGACUGUCCCACCUCCACCUCCAAUUCUGCCACCAUAUAAAACCCGUCAAACGCCGAGAACUCUCCAAACGAGCAAAAUAUCUACCACAGCCACCAAAAUAUCUCUCUCCCUUAGAAAAAGUUUUAUUCCUGAACUUUCCAGAUAACCAACAAUCAUCAUCAUCUCUUUCGUCGGAUACUUUCACUUCUUCGCUGUAUAAAACCUCCUCCAAACCAUCAAUGUCUAACCACUAUAGCGCGCACCUUUUUUUCUGUCUCAACUACCAGAAGGACAAGGAUAUGAAGUUUUAAAGGGAUUUCAAUCUCAAUAUCUUCAGAUUUAUACGGAGAUAAUUAAUGAUGGAGAAGGAGGAGUCGACAUCUUAUUAUAGCGUUCUUGGUGUGAGUAUGGAGUCUUCCAUUGAAGAUAUAAAACGUGCAUAUCGAAGACUCGCUAUGCAAUGGCAUCCUGAUAGAUGGACAAGAACCCCUUCUUUGUUAUGUGAAGCCAAACGUAAAUUCCAACAAAUUCAAGAGGCGUAUUCAGUUCUGUUCGCAACAGUGUUGUCAGACCAGAAGAAGAGGUCAUUGUAUGAUAUAGGACUAUAUGGCCCUGAAGAGGAAGAAGAUGAGGGUUUCUAUGAUUUUAUGCAAGAACUGCUGUCUCUUAUGGCACAGGACAAGAGAAAGGAUAAGAACUACAGCAUGGAAGAACUACAGAGAAUGUUGAUGGAAAUGUCACAAGGAUUUGAAUCAUCAGUUUCACACCAUGGAUCUUCCAUUCUUGAUGAUCCUGCUGGCCACUCUAAAAGGGCCCGAUGGGAUCCAAACGGGAUGAUGGAUAGCAAUGGCUCUCAUUUUGGUGUAGGAAGUUGGGGAUGUGCGGAGCAAGCAGCCAUUGCAAAUAAUAUGGGAUGGUGAGAAGAUGAGCUAUAAAUGAGUAAUUUCACCAUAAUGGAGAUUGAGUUUUGUGGUUCAGGAUUUCGAUGUAAGAAGAAUAUGGAUGUGUAUGAAAAUGAUUACAGUUGACCAAGAUUUUUUUUGGAACACAGUUGUCAAUGUUUAUGGUUCUUGGACUUGAUUUGUUUGGAUUAUUGCGUUGACCAUAAAAUUAGGCCUGGGAAUGGGCCAAUGUUGGGCCUA
Molecule: messenger RNA, 1202 nt
Organism: Jatropha curcas
Lineage: Eukaryota; Viridiplantae; Streptophyta; Magnoliopsida; Malpighiales; Euphorbiaceae
Product: Chaperone DnaJ-domain superfamily protein
Source: RefSeq, a predicted model, not a curated record